AUGGGAGAGGCGGCAGAUGGAAAUGAAGCCGCGGAUGGGCCUGCUCUGGAUGGCUACAUGCAGCAGCACCAGAUCCAGCCAUUCGUGCAGGAGAUGUUAACAGAGCUGUUUGCUGCUCUACCAGAAGAUCCUUACGAGUACAUGACGUACCACUUAGCCUCCCGUCGCCCGGUUCGACCACCGCAGGACCAAAAGCUCAUCAGCAGUGGGGUUUUGUGGGCUCUGCUCCCUGGAGGGGACCCAAUGUCGCCGGAGCAGUGGCGAUUACGGCGCUGCUGGCUGACUGAGAAAGGCAUCUUGUGUGUCAGUAACUCCGCCGCGGAUGUCGUUCGCGAUGAUGCUGGUGGCGUGGUAGUUUCACCACCUGAAGAUCCUGCACCUCAGGAGUAUCCGCUCGAGAAGGGAGCCACCCACAGGGAACUGGAUGAAGCGGAGGCCGCCCGGCCCUUCGCCUUCCAAGUGGCAGUGAAACCCGGCCCUUUGGCCCACCGAGCCGACAAGGAGCUGGAUGGUGGCCGCUGGGUCCUCCAACUGGCAGCCAGCUCCGAGGAUCAGCGAAACGAGUGGUUCAGCUUGUUUGCGCCCUUCUCGCAAGCGGCGGCGCUGCCCUCUAUGGCCCCACCAUCUGAGCUGCCGCCCGUGAACGAGGAGUAG
Messenger RNA from Symbiodinium natans, 654 nucleotides. The record is from the annotation of a GenBank genome assembly. NCBI's taxonomy places the organism in Eukaryota, Dinophyceae, Suessiales, Symbiodiniaceae.